Molecule: messenger RNA, 303 nt
Organism: Aspergillus pseudonomiae
Lineage: Eukaryota; Fungi; Ascomycota; Eurotiomycetes; Eurotiales; Aspergillaceae
Exons: 2
Coding region: 1-303 (100 amino acids)
Source: RefSeq, a predicted model, not a curated record
AUGACUACCCAAGCCCAUCCUGGGCCCGCUGAAGUCGGAAUCACCGACCAAAAUGUCAUUAACAAUUACUUCAUCGGCCCACGGGCUUCCAACAUGCCUGAUUUCAGAGCAAACAUCAACACCAUCCUAGAUGAACUGCUCGAAACCAGACUAGAUUAUUACCACGAGGAUAAUAAGCCCGAAAGUCAAAAGGCAUUCCAAAAGGUCAGGGACAACUUUGGUGAUGUCGUUCGAAAGGUUGCGCAGUUGCUGGGAGAGCACUCGGUGCCUUUCUGGUCUCCGCGCUGUGAAGCCCACAUGUGA